CACAAGUUGGUAUUCGGAAAUCCGGAUAAUCGACUGGCAUGGGCAAACAAUCUCGCAACAAGAAAAAGCAGCGCGCCAUCGCCAUGCACCGACUGGUCUACUUGGGGAACUCCGCUCUGCGAAAGAUGUCGGUCCCUGUGAAGGAUGUCAAGGAGAUCGUGCCAAUUGUCAAGUCUAUGAAGAGCAUUGUGAGGGAGUACCAAGGGUUGGGCCUUGCUGCGCCUCAAAUCGGCGUGAAUCAACGUUUUUUCCUCAUGAUUGAACAAGUUCCCGGAGACGAGGACGCGGAGUUUACAUAUGAAGCCGUGAUCAAUCCUGUGAUCACGUCCGCGUCGUCCACCGUGACGAAGGAUUUUGAAGGGUGCUUGAGCUUCCCAGGAUACCAAGGGAUUGUGCCCCGCGCCAGCGAGAUUCAAGUCGCGUACACGACGUUGGACGGCCGAAAGGUGGAGAAUCGGACGCUGACCGACCUCCACGCUCGAGUGUUCCAGGUACUCACCGUUUUGAGUGCUUUCCAACUUCACAAUGCAUAGCACGAGCUCGAUCAUUUGGACGGAGUCAUGUUCCUCGACAAAUCGGACAUUUCGGCGCUCAUCCACGAAGACGAAUUCCGAAACAUGGAUACUUUGGACCUCCAUUUGCUCCUUAAAGAUGACUAAGUGGCAUCUUCCCGUGGAACAACAUGCUCGAGCAAGUGGAGGGGAGUCGGGUCCUAUAAAUUACACCAAC
Molecule: messenger RNA, 729 nt
Organism: Aphanomyces invadans
Lineage: Eukaryota; Oomycota; Saprolegniomycetes; Saprolegniales; Verrucalvaceae
Product: peptide deformylase, variant
Exons: 4
Coding region: 39-533 (164 amino acids)
Biological process (GO): peptidyl-methionine modification; N-terminal protein amino acid modification
Cellular component (GO): mitochondrion
Molecular function (GO): peptide deformylase activity
Source: RefSeq, a predicted model, not a curated record